AAAGUGAGGAGUUUUGUAUGGCGGUCAACACGAGUGUCGAAUUUGGUCAACAAAAAAUGUAAUUGCUCAUUUGCGACGUGAGACUUAUUUGAUCGAAUUGAAGUUUAGCAAUGGUUAGUUUGUUAUGAAUGCACUGAUAUAAGUGAACGAGCGUGGCAUUCCGGCAACUUUUGGGGAAAAAACUACUUUUAUCGGAGUUGCGCCGACUGAGGGGGUUGUGCAUGUUGAUCACACGCGUAUCUGCCCUCUUAUUGGCUAGAAUGUUCCAACUGAUUUCGCCUCCUCCCGCCUGCCUUCCAUCUUUGAGGACAUGUAUUUCCAUUGUUAAAGCGGUCACUCGACUGUCUUGUCAAUAUAAUAGAACACCUUUGGGGAUAUCAUGGGAGGUGUGAAGCAGGAGCAGAAUGAUGGACCACCACCAAGAGGCAUGCCGUCCUCUGAUGCAGCACACGAAGAGCAUAUCCGUUCUCUUUCUGUACAGCCUGUGAAGAAGAGGGGUUGGCCAAAGGGUAAGAAGAGAAAGAAGGUUUUGCCCAACGGUCCCAAGGCACCAGUGACUGGAUAUGUGCGCUUUCUGAAUGAACGACGAGAGCAGAUCCGUGCCAAGUACCCUGACCUGCCCUUUCCAGAAAUUACCAAGAGGUUGGGCGCAGAGUGGAGCUGCUUAGCACCUAAUGACAAACAGCGCUUCCUGGAUGAGGCGGAGCGAGAAAAGCUGCAGUAUGCCCGGGAGCUGAGAGAAUACCAACAGAGUGAGGCCUAUCAGAUCACCAGUGCCAAGAUCCAGGACAAGAAGGUCAAGAGAGAGGAGUCUCCAUCUGUCAUUAUCAAUGCCAACAGUUCUGGAUCAGCUGCUCUGAAGGGUUCAGACUACCUGUCCAACAGAUUUGAUGUUCCAAUAUUCACAGAGGAGUUCCUGGACCAGAACAAGGCCCGGGAAGCAGAGCUGCGGCGUCUACGCAAAGCCAACGUUGAGUUUGAGGAGCAGAAUGCCGUGCUGCAGAAGCACAUAGCAGACAUGUACAGCGCCAAAGAGAGACUGGAAGCUGAACUGGGGCAGGAUGAGCUCCGGACGCAGGCCUUACACAGGCACCUGCUGGCCAUCAAACACACCCUCGUCAGCAGUCUGUCCACCGUGGCCCUGCCAGGCACAGGUGAGACUCCCUCUCUUGGUACCCUGGACUCUUACCUGAGUCGCCUGAGUGGUACUCUGGAGAGCAACCCUCAUGAGCACCGUGCCUUGCUGACUCAGCUUCGCGAUGUCCUUUCUCACCUGGACAGUGAGAAGCUAUGAUGGGACCUCCACACCCAUUCUGACUUGAUGUGGAUCCUGGAUGGUAUAACAACAGGUCAUAUCGGUGCCCUUCAGUGUAGUCAUGGGAUAGAUAGGAUGUCUUUCUGAUGUAACAGACAAAUUACAAACUGAUAAAACACAAGGCUCAGUCUAUAUAGCAUUACUCUGUGGUAUACAGAGUAAUAUAUACAUUGAUUAAAUAAAGAAAAUUCCUCAGCAAUCCCCACACCCCCUAAUUGCAAGGUGAGUUCCUAGAAUUUUUUGCAAAUGUAUAAAAAUUAUUUUAAAAAAUACCUUAUUUACAUAUGUAUUCAGACCCUUUGCUAUGAGACUUGAAAUUGAGCUCCGGUUUUUCCUGUUUCAAUUGAUCAUCCUUUUAAAUGUUUCUAAAACUUGAUUGGAGUCCACCUGUGGUAAAUUCAAUUGAUUGCACAUGAUUUGGAAAGGCACACCUGUCUAUAUAAGGUCACACAGUUGACAGUGCAUGUCAGAGCAAAAACCAAGCCAUGAGGUCAAAGGAAUUGUAGAGCUCCGUGACAGGAUUGUGUCGAGGCACAGAUCUGGGGAAGGGUACCAAAACAUUUCUGCAGCAUUGAAGGUCCCCAAGAACACAGUGGCCUCCAUCAUUUUUAAAUGGAAGAAGUUUGGAACCACCAAGACUCUUCCUCGAGCUGGCCGUCCGGCAAAACUGAGCAAUCGGGAAAGAAUGGCCUUGGUCAGAGAGGUGACCAAGAACCCGAUGGUCACUGACAGAGCUCUAGAGUUCCUCGUUGGAGAUGGGAGAAGCUUCCAGAAGGACAACCAUCUCUGCAGCACUCUGUCAAUCAGGCCUUUAUGGUAGUGGCCAGACUCCUCAGUAAAAGGCACAUGACAGCCUGCUUGGAGUUUGCCUAAAGACAAUAUUAAACUAUUUGGCCUGAAUGCCAAGUGUCACAUCUGGAGGAAACCUGGUACCAUCCCUAUGGUGAAGCAUGGUGUUGGCAGCAUCAUGCUGUGGGGAUGUUUUUCAGCGGCAGUGACUGGGAGACUAGUCAGGAUCGAGGGAAAGAUGAUCGGAGCAAAGUACAGAGAGAUCCUUGAUGAAAACCUGCUCCAGAGCGAGCACUCAGGACCUCAGACUGGGGCGAAGGUUCACCUUCCAACAGGACAACGGCCCUAAGCACACAGACAAGACAAUGCAAGAGUGGCUUCAGGACAAGUUUCUGAAUGUCCUUGAGUGGCCCAGCCAGAGCUUGGACUUGAACCCGAUCCAACAUCUCUGGAGAGACCUGAAAAUAGCUGUGCAGCAAUGCUCCCCAUCCAACCUGACAGAGCUUGAGAGGAUCUGCUGUGGAGAAGAAUGGGAGAAACUCCCCAAAUACUGGUUGGCCAAGCUUGUAGCAUCAUACCCAAUAAGACUUGAGGCUGUAAUCACUGCCAAAGGUGCUUCAACAAAGUACUGAGUAAAAGGUCUGAAUACCUAUGUAAAUGUGAUGUUUAUUUUUAAAUUAGCUAAAAUGUCUGAAAGCCUAUUUUUGCAUUGUCUUUAUGGGGUAUUUUGUGUAGAUUGAGGGGGGGGGGCAAUUUAAUACAUUUUAGAAUAAGGCUGUAACCUAACAAAAUGUGGAUAAGUCAAGGGGUCUGAAUAUUUUCUGAAGGUACUGUAUCUGCAUGUGUACGGUCUUGUUCAGCUUUGGAGGCAAAUGUCAGCCUUUCAGGCUUGUUGUGAAAAGUCAUUAUGUCAACUGCCUUACCUUGUUCCAUUGAUAGUUCCUAUGGUUUAUGGGGAAAAAAUCAUGGGAAAAGCAGUUUACAUGCCCUUUUUCCAUAUGUCUUCACUUGAAAUAAGGAGAUUGAAGAAGUGUACUUGUGUCAAAUGAGAGACCAAAUGAACUGGAAAAGAUCAUAGCAACAUUUUCAGAAUAGUUUUUUGUAAUGCUAUUGACAUUAGGGGUGGGAAGUUUUGGAUGAAGGUUUUUUUUGUAAUGUUUUUUUUUUUUAAUGAAUUUGAAAUUGAAGUUUUGUCUCCUUUUGUAAUCAUUAUUUCAAUUUCCAAUAAAAGUAAAUGUGUGUAA
Oncorhynchus nerka (sockeye salmon) is the source of this 3348-nucleotide messenger RNA. Its product is annotated as SWI/SNF-related matrix-associated actin-dependent regulator of chromatin subfamily E member 1-related-like. Lineage: Eukaryota; Metazoa; Chordata; Actinopteri; Salmoniformes; Salmonidae. The transcript is spliced from 9 exons. Gene Ontology annotation, biological process: regulation of gene expression. Gene Ontology annotation, cellular component: nucleus. The coding region runs from base 380 to 1294 and encodes 304 amino acids. The record is from RefSeq and is a predicted model, not a curated record.